This is a messenger RNA of Solanum lycopersicum (tomato), 1340 nucleotides long. RefSeq lists its product as uncharacterized. Lineage: Eukaryota; Viridiplantae; Streptophyta; Magnoliopsida; Solanales; Solanaceae. The record is from RefSeq and is a predicted model, not a curated record. Gene Ontology annotation, cellular component: endoplasmic reticulum.
CAAUUUUCACCUAACUAUAUAUUUUCACUCUCACAUUAUAAACCCUCAAAAAAAUCAAAAUAAACACAUUUUUUCUUUCCACAAAUAUGGCUUCUUUCUUCUGUUCAACCAAGUUCCUUCUACUCCUAUUUUUUCUAUCUGCAAUUCCAAUCGCCUUUAUCAUCCAUCUAGAAACUUCUUCUCCGACGACUCACGUUUACCAUUAUCACAGUACCGGCUGGUUACGCGAGUGUUCUAAAUGGGACGAUGCUAACCGCCGGUUCAUUGUCAGUUUCUUCGAAGGUGGUUUGGGUGUGAUUCCGGUUGAGGCCGAUUAUUCUCCCGGCGACGUACUACAGGAAAUGCCGGUAGUGAAAGACGCUGAUUUGACCGGUAAUGCGUCGCUCGGUUUUACUAUAGACCGGGAAAGGAACCGGGUUUUAGUCGCCGUCGCAGAUGUUUUGGGGAAUCGGUAUAGCGCUUUGGCUGCCUAUGAUUUGACAUUGUGGAACCGGGUUUUUCUCACCAAACUUAGCGGUCCAGGUGUGAUAGUGUUGGAGCACUUCAUUUGUCAAGCAAUGACUUUUCGCAGAGAGGAUGAAAAAGCAUUUGCGGAUGAUGUGGUGGUUGAUACAGAAGGGAAUGCAUAUAUAACAGAUGCAAAAGCAGACAAGAUAUGGAAGGUAGGCGCGAAUGGUGAACUUAAAUAUACAAUCAAGAACUCAAUAUUUACUCCUAAAGAGUGGUACAAUAAACUGGUUGGGCUAAACGGAAUAGUGUAUCAUCCAAACGGAUACUUACUGGUGGCUCAUACAUUCUCUGGCAAUUUGUUCAAGAUUGAAAUCGCCAAAGGUGAUGAAGUUAAACUAGUAAAGAUUGACUAUGGAUCGUUGAAAUUUGGCGAUGGCAUGGAGUUACUAUCUCCAACCAAGCUUGUUGUGGCUGGAAAUCCGACAAGACUAGUUGAGAGCUCUGAUGAUUGGGAGAGUGGCACUAUUGUGGGGAAGGCCAAAGGCGCUAUUCAUCGUUUAAGUACAGCAGCAACUGUGAAGGAAGGGACUGUUUAUCUUAAUCAUAUGAUUGGUUUGGGAUAUCCUAGGAAGAAACAUGUUCUUGUUGAAGCUGUUUUUUCUGCUUAAUUAUUGUUCCAUCCAUCCCUUUUCAUUUGUGUGUAAGAGUCAAUUUUAUACUUGAUUACCACACUACUAAUUUAUGUUCCUCACAUAAAGAACAGUUGUAUCGCAUCGUAUCGUAGGAUAUACAGUAUUUAUGUUGUUAUGCAUCAAGCAUUGCAGUAUUUGGAUGUGUUUUUGCUCUUUUACUAUCAAGGAAUGCAAGCAAAAAGUAUCCAACUACAACAA